Molecule: messenger RNA, 1258 nt
Organism: Canis lupus familiaris (dog)
Lineage: Eukaryota; Metazoa; Chordata; Mammalia; Carnivora; Canidae
Gene: ESD
Product: esterase D
Exons: 10
Coding region: 188-1036 (282 amino acids)
Biological process (GO): formaldehyde catabolic process
Cellular component (GO): cytosol
Molecular function (GO): S-formylglutathione hydrolase activity
Source: RefSeq, a predicted model, not a curated record
GCGGGGUCUGCGGGGGCGGGGUCGAGGCAGAGCGACUCCAGUGUCGGCGCCCGCGGCCAUAACGCGGCCCCGCCUUUCCGCUCCCGCUGCAGCUCGGGUUCCCGCCGCCGCCGCCGCCGAUCGCGAGGAUCCCCUGUCCAUCCUUUAGUGCACGCAAAAAAGCAAGUAGCAGUUGGUCAGGGGAAGAAUGGCAUUGAAGCAGAUUUCCAGCAACAAGUGCUUUGGAGGAUUGCAGAAAGUUUUUGAGCAUGACAGUGUUGAACUGAACUGCAAAAUGAAAUUUGCUAUCUACUUACCACCAAAGGCAGAAACUGAAAAAUGCCCCGCACUGUAUUGGCUGUCUGGUUUGACUUGUACAGAACAAAAUUUUAUAUCAAAGUCUGGUUUUCAUCAAGCUGCCUCAGAACAUGGCCUUGUCGUCAUUGCUCCGGAUACCAGCCCUCGUGGCUGCAAUAUUAAAGGAGAAGAUGAUAGCUGGGACUUUGGCACUGGUGCUGGAUUUUAUGUGGAUGCCACUGAAGAUCCUUGGAAAACUAACUACAGAAUGUACUCUUACGUAACUGAGGAGCUUCCCCAACUUGUAAAUGCCAAUUUUCCAGUGGACCCCCAAAGGAUGUCUAUUUUUGGCCAUUCCAUGGGAGGCCACGGAGCUCUGAUUUGCGCUUUAAAGAAUCCUGGAAAGUACAAAUCUGUGUCAGCAUUUGCUCCAAUUUGCAACCCAGUGCUCUGUGCCUGGGGCAAAAAAGCCUUUGGUGGAUAUUUGGGAACAGAUCAAAGUAAAUGGAAGGCUUAUGAUGCUACCCAUCUUGUGAAGUCCUACCCCGGUUCUCAGCUGGACAUACUAAUUGAUCAAGGGAAAGAUGACCAGUUCCUUUCAGACGGACAAUUACUACCUGAUAACUUCAUAGCUGCCUGUACAGAAAAGAAAGUCCCUGUUGUUUUUAGAUUACAAGAGGGUUAUGAUCAUAGCUAUUACUUCAUUGCAACCUUUAUUACUGAUCACAUCAGACAUCAUGCAAAAUAUCUGAAUGCGUGAAAAACUUCAGUUAAGAAAAUUUGUUCGAGAUUAUAAAAUUAUAAUAAACAGAAUUGCAGGGAAAGAUGAUUUCAAGACAUUGGAUUUCAUAGUGCUAAAAAUGUAUCAUUCUGUAGUUAAAUCCCUUUCUGAGUAAGUAUGUAAAACCUCCUUAUGAUUUAAAAGUUGUUUUAUCCCUGUUAUAUGGGAAAUAUUAAAUACUUUACAGCUUUUUCAAGGUUA